CAAACUUUACCUUGAUCUUUUUUCUUUACUCCCUUUUUUAUUUCUUACAUGCCUUCAGAUUAUUUUUAUAUCAAAUCCAUUUCUACCGGAAAUGUUGUAUCAGCCAUCACACACGGAGAUCCCCUAAGAUCACAAGUCUUGGUAACCCCACCUACAUUAUCCGAUGCAGAGCUUUGGUACUGGAAAGGACAAUUUAUUUGCAACAAAGCCAACGGACUCGUUCUUGAUAUUCGUAAAGGACGCUUGAGAUUAAUUGAAGAUACUGAAAUUUGUUUGUAUCAUGCAAAGCCAUUGGAUGAAGCACACAACCAACUUUGGGGCGUUCGAAAUGACGCUGCUGAUGCUUAUGGAAAACCAUUGGUUGGAUCAUACAUUUAUUCUAUCGCAAGUAACGAGUGGGUACUUGAUAUUCAAGCAGCUGAAAAUGGAACACAAAAAUUAGUGUUAUUCCCACUUCAGCCCAUCGAUAAUGAUAAUCAACGCUGGUUAUUUGUCCCUGAAGGCGAAUUAUCCAUCCAAGAUACCAAAACAUCUUACUUUCCUACUCAUAUCAUGACACCCCCUGAUUCUAUUACUUCUUCACCUACCUACUCAACCUCCAGUCCAGACAUUUCUGAAUUUCCUCAAGGAUUGACACCCGCAAAACGAGGAUCACAUUCUGCUAUAUUCUCAAUGGAAGCAUUUAAAGAUUACCAUAACAGAGUAUAUGGUACACAAGAAGGGAAUAUUAGGUAAACAAUCCUUUAUCGUGGGUAAUUUCUUUAUUCUAAUCCGUUUCUCCAUAUAGUGAUAAAGGUAUUGCUAUGGCAUCUGCUUAUCAUAUCUUUCAAAAUUGGAAGCUAGAUCAGAUCACACAUGAUCCUAUGCCAUCAGCUGACAUCCGACAUCGACUCCAGA
Messenger RNA from Rhizopus microsporus ATCC 52813, 897 nucleotides. RefSeq lists its product as uncharacterized. The record is from RefSeq and is a predicted model, not a curated record. The transcript is spliced from 2 exons. The coding region runs from base 49 to 735 and encodes 228 amino acids. NCBI's taxonomy places the organism in Eukaryota, Fungi, Mucoromycota, Mucoromycetes, Mucorales, Rhizopodaceae.